Messenger RNA from Brassica oleracea var. oleracea, 1438 nucleotides. RefSeq names its product serine/threonine-protein kinase At5g01020. Bases 36 to 1289 code for a protein of 417 amino acids. NCBI's taxonomy places the organism in Eukaryota, Viridiplantae, Streptophyta, Magnoliopsida, Brassicales, Brassicaceae. The transcript has 5 exons. The record is from RefSeq and is a predicted model, not a curated record. Gene Ontology annotation, biological process: protein phosphorylation. Gene Ontology annotation, molecular function: ATP binding; protein kinase activity.
AAAGCACAAAACAUUUAGGUAAACUAUCUUUCUCAAUGAGAGACUCCUCACCAGCAACAUCUACCAAAUCCUCACCGCUAUGGAAACCCUUUGCCUCAAACUGUUGCUCCGUCGGUGAUCAAACCGUCUUGGGAAAUUUAAGCCGUUGCCGACCAUCCAAAUCAGACUCCAAGAACCAUCUCGGACCACUUCCUUCUUUCCGGCGACUCUCCUUCGCCGAUCUAAGCCGUUCUUCAUCGGCUAGGAUUAACGAAGAUCUUGCAGAGGCUCUUGGAGCCGAUUUAGUGGAUUUUCAGAUGUGUGAACUUAAAAUGAUCACGCAGGGCUUCUCUCGGAACUAUCUUCUCGGAGAAGGUGGGUUCGGUAAAGUUUAUAAAGGCUACAUCGAUGAGAAUUUCAGACAAAGCCUCAAAGCUCAGCCUGUUGCUGUCAAGCUACUGGACAUUGAAGGGCUUCAAGGACAUCGUGAAUGGCUUUCUGAGGUCAUACUCCUUGGACAACUAAAGCACCCGAAUCUAGUCAAACUUAUCGGUUACUGCUGCGAGGAGGAAGAACGAGUCCUCAUCUACGAGUUCAUGUCACGUGGUAGCUUGGAAAACCACCUCUUCAAACGGAUUUCGAUAUCGCUGCCGUGGGCGACGAGGCUGAAAAUAGCUGUCGCGGCUGCUAAGGGUUUGGCCUUUUUGCAUGAUUUAGAGAGUCCAAUAAUCUACCGUGAUUUUAAGACUUCCAAUAUACUACUCGAUUCGGAUUUUACUGCGAAACUGUCAGAUUUUGGUUUGGCAACAAUGGGACCAGAAGGAUCCAAAUCUCAUGUCACAACUCGAGUCAUGGGCACGUAUGGUUAUGCUGCUCCUGAAUAUGUUUCAACAGGGCAUUUAACGACAAAGAGUGAUGUGUAUAGUUACGGAGUCGUGUUACUCGAGCUCCUAACGGGGAGAAGAGCCACCGAAAAGUCACGGCCGAAAAACCAGCAGAACAUCAUCGAUUGGGCAAAGCCUUAUUUAACCAGCAGCCGUCGUCUCCGAUGCGUUAUGGACCAGAGGCUCGCUGGUCAAUACUCUGUCAAGGCGGCUAAGGAUACGGCUCUUCUCGCCUUACAGUGUGUGAGCCCUAACCCUAAGGACCGGCCUAAGAUGCUUGCCGUUGUGGAGGUUCUAGAGAGUCUCAUGCAUCAUAAGGACAUGGCGGUUUCCUCUGGCCACUGGCCACCGUCUCCUAGGUCGCCUAAGGUUAGAGGAAAUAGUGGGAGCGGUAGAAAAUCAGCUCCGGGUUCACUAAGAUCUUGAAUAUAUGGAUUGAAGAAAUUCAAUAAAAGAUUGUCUUUUGUGUUAUAUUUGGCUACAAAAUAUCUAAGUGUGUGACAUAGUGUAAGUAUAUGAGCAGUCAUUUUUAAGACCAUGUUUGAGUCCUUCCACCGUGAUUGGCAUUAUUGUUA